Necator americanus (New World hookworm) is the source of this 1293-nucleotide messenger RNA. RefSeq lists its product as uncharacterized. Gene Ontology annotation, molecular function: DNA-binding transcription activator activity, RNA polymerase II-specific; RNA polymerase II transcription regulatory region sequence-specific DNA binding. The transcript is spliced from 12 exons. Gene Ontology annotation, biological process: regulation of transcription by RNA polymerase II. The record is from RefSeq and is a predicted model, not a curated record. Lineage: Eukaryota; Metazoa; Nematoda; Chromadorea; Rhabditida; Ancylostomatidae. Bases 1 to 1293 code for a protein of 430 amino acids. Gene Ontology annotation, cellular component: nucleus.
AUGUGUUCUGUUCAUGUUGUUCUUCAUUCAUUGCUGCUACAAGACUCAUCGAGCAAUUUCGACUUCCUUUAUAUUCUCAAGGCCAAUUUCGACUUUCUUCAUAUUCUGACAGACUUAUACGAAAGAAUGAGUGAAUCCUCUUGUGCGUCGUAUGCUAUAGAGCAAGAAUUAUUCGAUGACGUAUGUCUCCCCAACUCUGCCGUAGAUCCUUAUUGGGUUUGGGGUGCUGAAGAGACCUCUUUCGCUAGAUGCCCUGAAUGCACUCAGGAGGAAAGUGUGUUUUUAAGCGGGCCUCCGUCAACACUUCCUUCGUUACCCUAUGCGAAAUCCCAGACGUCACCAUCAUGCGAUCCUCCACCUCGGCUGGUUCAUUCCCGCAAUGCUUUGGUAUCGGCGGACGAAGGAUUAUUACUGGAAAACAGUCCUCAAAUUGAAUCAACAUUACCACAUCUCUUAAGCAACUCUUCAUCACAGUUCAUUAGUAGCCCACCAUUAGAGCAUCAAUUCAACAGCACAUAUUCACAAUAUUCUGAUUAUGAAUCUUCGUAUACAUCCGGAAAUAGUUUUUAUUGUCCUUCUAGUUCAUCUACAAUAUCUUUCUCAUCUAGCAAUUCUGUGUCAAGUGUCCAUGAAAACAACGACUUCGCAAGUUGGUCUGGCUCCACAUGUUCCGAGAAUGACAUUAAUUUUGGAGCCGGUAUUUAUUCCGAAGGAGAUGGACUUACCACCUUUCAUUCAUCAAAAUGUCAAUUUAUGGACAACAGAGAACCCCCUGACUUCUCCUUCAUUGAUGAAAUCUAUGAAAGUGUUGCGGCGGAAAUCGAUGCGGAAAAGGCAGCCUUUAGCUGUCCUCAAUCAUCAAUUAAUGAAAAAACGGCUCCUUCGAUAAGUCUGUCGGUGGGCCAGCCGUUAACUAUCAUCGGAGCAGAUGGCAAGGAAUUUAGGGUUGUUGUGGAGGAAGUUGAACAGAACCCUCGAGAAUCGAAGCGAAGAACAAGUAGCACUUUGGCAAUGAAGAGGCAGAUUCCUUUAUCGUCAAAAAGAGCAGAAAGAACACGGCUAACGAACACAACUGUUGAAGAAAUGGCUAGCAGAAAAAGGGAACAAAACAGAAGAGCGGCCGAGCGGUAUCGACAGAAGCAUAGAGUUGUCAAAGAUUUUGAAAAAGAGGAAAAGAAGCGACUAGAGAAGAGAAAUGUAUUCUUACGUUCGGAGGCUACCCGUCUGCAAAAAGAAAUAAUGGAAUUGAAGACAGCACUUCUCGGAACUGCUGGACGUACUAGAAGUGGUUAG